Messenger RNA from Diospyros lotus (date-plum), 2787 nucleotides. RefSeq names its product ubinuclein-1-like. The record is from RefSeq and is a predicted model, not a curated record. The transcript has 13 exons. Lineage: Eukaryota; Viridiplantae; Streptophyta; Magnoliopsida; Ericales; Ebenaceae. Gene Ontology annotation, cellular component: nucleus. Bases 324 to 2543 code for a protein of 739 amino acids.
UUGUCAGUCAUUUCGCUGAAAUUUUCUAGUUUCAUUUCAAUCUCAAAAUUUUUCUUUGCAAUUCCCUGCGAAAUUAAGAUUGUUGAAAAUGUAACUAUGAGUUUGAAUUUUUUCUUAUUCUUUUGAUCUUUACUUAGGGUUUGGGAUUUCAUCUGUUUGGCCACUGAACAAAAUUUCACCAAAUUCAGGAUUGGGGCUGGUCAGAAUUAGAUCCCAAAUCGUUUUCUUGCUCUGGUUUACCGUUUGGUUCAAUUUUCCCAGAAAAAAAAAAAAAAAAAAAGCAAAAGGAAAAAAAAAGCCCUAGUUGCAUCUUCUUCCCGUCGAUGGUGGAACAGCAGGCGCCCCGCGGUGGCGAAGCAGCGGGGCCUUCUUCGUCGCUCGUGACGGCGGCCGGCCGGCAGAGGUUUAUGGUGGAGCUGAGACCGGGGGAGACCACAAUCGUUUCUUGGAAGAAGAUGGUGAAGGAUGCUGGGAAGGCUGAUCAACUCACCGCCAUCCCGUCACCGGCAUCCAUUUCUCGCCCCGUUUUCGAGCCUCGCUUGGCUCCGGGACAACCUGCUGAAAAUGAGGCAAAGGAUGCCCCUCCGGGUAGUCGUUUCAGUGCUGUUAUUGAAAAAAUAGAACGCUUAUACAUGGGUAAGCAUAGUAGUGAUGAGGAAGAUCUUAAUGAUGUUCCCGUUGAUGAUGAAUAUGAUACGGAAGAUUCUUUCAUAGAUGAUAUGGAGCUGGAUGAGUAUUUUCAGGUUGAUAACUCAGCAAUAAAACAUGAUGGGUUCUUUGUUAAUAAAGGCAAAUUGGAACGCAUAAAUGAGCCUACCCUAUUGCCUAACCAACAACAAAAGAAAAGGGGGAGGAAAGAUUUGGAUAAAGGUCAUGGCGAGGGUGGUGACGGUCAUGUGCCAAAUAAACAUGUAAGGGUGGGAAGGAAGGUGGCUGGAAAGUCAGUGCAUUUGGUUAGGAAGAACUCUACUGAUCCAUCUCAAGUGGUGGAAUUACCUAACCUAAAUCAUGAACAUGUAAAAUUUCAGAAUCAGAUGAAGAAAUCUGCUGAAACAAAAUUUUCAUCUGAUCCCGUACUUUCUUCGUGGAUUGAUGAAAGGGGUAUUGACAAGCAGAAGACAGGAUUGGCUCCUACUAAGUGCCAGGGCAGCAUAAUGAAAGAUAGAGUUGGAUCUUCUGGCAUUUCUGUGCAGAGGUCUCAUGACAAAAGUUCAUAUGCCCAAUGCAUGCCUCAGUCUGGAAUAAACAAUAUUGAGCAGUUAGGUCAACCAGUUCAGAGGAGUGAAAAGGAUGGCAUUCACGAAAGGCCUGAUCCGAAUGUUUCUGAGGGAAAGUAUUCUAUGCAAACUGUGAUAAAGGAAGGUUCCAGUGCUCGGGCAAAAAGUACGAUGCUUGAAAAGGCUAUCAGGGAGUUAGAGAGGAUGGUUGCAGAAUUACGACCAUCAACUAUAGAAGCUCAGGAUGCUGAUAAUUCAUCUCAGGCAGUCAAGAGGAGGUUGCCACGUGAAGUAAAGCAGAAGCUUGCUAAAGUUGCUAGAGUAGCGCAGGCAAGCCAAGGAAAAAUAUCAAAAGAGCUGGUUAAUCAUCUUAUGAGUAUUCUUGGUCACUUGAUACAGCUGAGGACGUUAAAGAGAAAUUUAAAAGACAUGGUUAAUAUGGGUUUAUCAGCCAAAAAGGAGAAAGAUGAUAGACUUCAGCAGAUGAAAAAGGAAGUUGCUGACCUGAUUAGAAUGCAGUUGUCCUGUAUAAAGUCAAAGGCACUCGAGCAACAAGCUGGAGCAUUUUCUUAUGUUAAGGAAAUUGGCAAUGAAGGAGAGGAAAUCAAUAAAAGAAAAUAUGCCAUGGAUGAUGUGUUGGAGGACAAGAUUCGUGAUCUCUAUGACCUCUAUGUGGAAGGUCUUGAUGAAGACACAGGUCCACAAGUGAGAAAGCUAUAUGCAGAGCUGGCGGGAUUCUGGCCAGAUGGACUCAUGGACAACCAGGGGAUUAAACGUGCUAUACGUAGAGCAAUAGAGAGGAAGAAGUCACUGUACAGCCAGCAUAAGGAUGCAGAGAAAAUAAGGAGGAAGAAGUCAAUUCCAAGUAACGAGGCUGCUCAGUUUGAAACUAGUUCUGUUGUUCAGCCACAACAUGUGCUGCAAAGGUUAGUUGGUAAUCAUGGUUUGACCCCAACCAGCAGGCCACCUGGUGCGGCAGCAGCAGCAGCAGCAGCAAGUACUACUGUAUGGAUGCCUGAUACCAUUAAUGAUCCCAACAUAUACCAGCCUAAACAAGAGAAAGUCGCAGGCAGUUCAACUAAUCCCAGUGACUCGAGGAGGAAAGAUGCAAUGCCACAGAAGAAGGUAAAGAGAAAACCAAAAUUUGAGUCGGGUGAAGCUCACCGCCGUCCGGAGAAGUUAACUUAUGUACAGGGGGAGUCAAGAUUGAAGUCCCAUAAGCAGGUCGCUGCUCCUCAAAAACCAAGCCUUCCAUCGGCUUGUGCUCCUCCAAGACCAAGCCAGCAUUCAGCUACUGGUGCCCCAAACUUUGAACAGCCCAGUUGAUGGGGUAUAGUAUAGCUCAGUAAGUUGACACCACUUUGUUGUGUUUUGUGACACAAUUGCACAAAUGUUUGGGUGUCAGUCAUUUUGAUCGAAUGUUACUAGUUCUGUAAUUAAUGGUGAUUGUCAUGUUGAGCUGAACUAAAUCUGAUUAGAGGAAGCACAAAGCUGUAAUUUUAAUCAUGAUGUGUAUUCCAUCUAUGCCCUUCUGGAUGUCAAUUAGGAAUUUGCUGGAGGAUUUUGAUUA